AUGGCAUGGCGAAACAAUAGACCAAGGCAACCGCAAGGCAUGGGUCCCAGGUAUCCUCCGCCGAUGGGCAACGUUCAUCUGGCAGCGUCCAGUGACCCGGUAGCUAGUUAUGGAGCAGCAAAUACCGAUCAGUAUAAUCAAUGGCAAUGGCAGCAGUAUCAGCAACAAUACGCCCAGUGGUAUGCUAUGUAUGGCGAGAAAUACGCACAACAAACAGGUACUACGUUGCCACCAGUAGCCUCACCUAUGCCGCAAGCAGUUUCGCAUGUCACAACAAAUCCCUAUGCUGAGGCACCGCUGCCGGUGGGACCAGUUUUCGGUUCGCUAGGAAUGGCGGCACCACCACCACCAUCUGAACCACAUCCUGACGAGCUGAAGAUGAGCAGAACUGGCGAGAAACCACCUCCUCCGGAAGAGAAAAGUCCCGAGGAGAUCGCUUUCGAUGAACAGUUUCGAAAGUGGGAACAGGAGUUUGAGACGUGGAAAAAAACCAACAUAAAUCACCCGGACAAGGCGGCAUACCGAGAGUACGAACAGAAGUACGAAGAACAGCGUAAAAAGCUGCUGGAUCAUCGCGAACAGCUGCGCCGUAGAAGGAAUGGAGUGCAGAACGCUAUGGUUCAGGCUCCUCGUAAUACGACCCUUAUCACAUCUAUACAAAAACCUCCUCCACCACCACCAUCACCACAGCCUACCCAACCACCACCUCCACCACAGCCAGUCCAUUACUUGCAGCCACCACAGCCACCCCAAGAGCCUGCAGAGGAAGAACCACCUUCCACCAUUAUGCCAACAGACUCAGAAAAUACUCAGCAAGAAAACGACGAUAUGCAUCUACAAAAUCUGUUCAGUGGUUCCGGAAAGGGUGCUCGUGGCGGUGGCAUCCCUGGACUGGAUUUAAUCGAUGAUGCACCACCGCCAUUGCCGAAGAAGGCAAAACUCGAAGAAGCUGUCGUCGAUUUAUCGAACGACGAGGAAGAAAUCAAACAAACAACAGCAACGACCAACAGCAACUCGAACAAAAACAUGAUCAGUACUUUGUUAAACGAUCCCAAUGUGAAUGCUCUGCUGCAGCUGGUAGGAAAAACGAUUUCAGGGAAUGGCACAAGAGCUGGUGUUAGUGACACAACCAAUCCCCUAGUGGCGGCCUUGGCACAGCUUACAAAUAAUUCAAAUCUAGAGAAAAAUAAUUCUGACGAACGGUGGCCGAAUGAAAUGAACGAAGUCACGGUACAUCCUCCAAACUCAUCGUUUGACUCCCAUAUGAAUGGACCGAAUGAUCGGGGACUUCUUCCAUCAACAAGCGGUUCUUUGCCGCGUAACACUAUGGUGAGGGAAGAUGAGAGGCUUUUACCGCACAAUAAACCGCAGGAUUUCAAUCCGCGCAUACCUCCACCACUGCUGGACGUUGACUUUACCCGGCCGCCGCCGUUGAUAAGAUCAGACAACAAGUCGCAGCGCGACAGAUUCGGUGAAAUAGGAUCGUUUAACGAUGGUUAUCUUGGUGACGGGUCACCGUUGGCGAAAAUGCCACGAUUCGACUUAGGACCACCGCCGCAGGGACCAGUCCAGCCCAACCAUAAGGAAUACAUGGUGGAUCCGGAGCUGGGUCGGCCGGUGGCAGUCCCCAAACCGGACUGGAUGACUGAGGAGGAAUAUCAGGAAAUUUACGAUCGUUACGAGCACGUACUAAGUUUUGAGGAACGGAAAAGUAAAAUGGUGUUAGCGAUACACGUGCUGAAGCAGAGAAAAAUCCGCAUCGGUACGCUCGUGGUUGAUGAACUUAACCGCACCUUUGCUGGCAUGCCGAAGCCAAUGCCACCGGUGAAAGAGCAGAUAAAAAGUGAACCGGUUGACGAAUAUUUCAAACCACAGCAGGUGUUUGAUUAUUCCAACUGUAGGAAUGUGGGAGCAGUCACUAGCCAUUCAUUGCCGGCAGGACGAGUCAUAGACUAUGGCCACCGGGGAACUAAUGCGCAUGGCACGAUCAAUAAUAGAUUCAACACCAGCAGACGGGAUGAAUUCCCCGUUCGUGAAGGUAUGAAUAAGUAUAUUUGUAACGAAAACGGAUUCGGUAGUAAUACGCAGCGUUUUGAUUACAAUCAUUCGCGAGUGGCCAGCAACGUGGGAUCGGUGGCGUCUGUGCAGCAUAGUACAGCGUGGCCACAAACAAAUCAGCCCGGUUCGCACGAUCGAACCGUGUCUGGGUUGGAACGAUUGGCACAGAUGCAUCUCAAUCCCAAUCCGGAAGAAAGUAAUCCUAACUAUCCGAGUAAGUUCCUGCUGAUGAAUGAUAAUCGUCCCAAUUGCCUUAGUACGAAGCGCGCCAAGCGGCCGUCGUCCAUACGCAAGCAGAAACUGAAACAAAUGCAACAACAGGCACAACUGCAGCAACCCGAACAGAAUGAGGAGCCAAUCGCUUCGAAUUUGAUUGUUUGCAAGCAGGAACCGGAGAUGCUGCUAGAGGACUUGAGCUCGGACGAAGACAUUGCGCCCGAUGACAGCCUUGCGUAUCAGAGUAAUGACGAAAGCGCAAAGCCAAAUGCAGUUAAGCAAGAACCACCGGACGAACGGUCCGAAUCGACAGUAUCGUCGUUAUUUUCGCAGAAUCAUACCGUUACCCGGAUGGUAGACAUUGACGAUCUGCUAUUGCCACCGGGACGUUACCACCGUCCACCCAGAAUAUGUCUGCUAAUCCGAGGUCUACCGGGCAGUGGGAAAUCGCAUCUGGCGCGGUUAAUUAAAAACAAGGAGCAAACGUUCGAUCAAUCGCCACGUGUGUUGAGCCUUGACGAUUAUUUUCUGGUCGAGCGAGAGGAGGAACAGAAGGAUCCAGUUUCGGGCAAAGUAACAAAGCUAACCCGUUCAGAGUACGAGUACGAUGCGGAAAUGGAAGACAUCUACAUACAGAAUCUGAUCAAAGCAUUCAAACGGACAAUUUCUGAACGAUUGUUUAAUUUUGUGAUUGUCGACUGCUGCAAUCACCGGCUAGAAACUUAUUGCGAGUUUCACAACUACGCCCGGAGCAAUGGUUUUAAGGUUUAUACGUGCACGAUGCAAACCGAUGUGGAAGAUUGUGCCAGGCAAAACAUUCAUAAGCGCACGGAACAAGAGAUUCAGGCGUAUGCCGACAAUUGGGCGAUGGCUCCCGACGAGCACGUGCAAAUCAAUUUUAACUCUCUGCUUGAACCGGAACUGCCGGCAGAUACGGAUACAACAGUGGCUGAUAUGGAGCUGGCUGCAGUGGAUGAGGAGCGUCCAGACGCCGAAGAGUACAGGGCCCAAACGGAACAAACCAACAACAAACCAUCACACGAAGAAAGCAAUGACAGCCCGGUGGAGGGCUCGGCUGAGUGUGACAUGUUCGCGAGUAAAUGGGACCACGACACCAGUGAGCAGAAUUUAGGUUGGUAUAAUUUACUGGACGAUGUCAACAGCGAGGACCAGGAAAACGAAGCCCAAGAUAGUGCCAACUCCGGAAAGAAGAAGCGUGUACGUUGGACCGAUGUUGAGGAGCGCAAACCGCAGGAAAAGAUGCGUCAGCUAGGCUUCGUCGUAGGCGUUACGGAUUGGAGGCGCAUGAUAGACCCGUCCGAGGGAAGCAGUGCGCUAACGCAAACGAAGUAGAUUGCUCGAGUAAAGAGACAGGAGUAA
Messenger RNA from Anopheles maculipalpis, 3654 nucleotides. RefSeq lists its product as uncharacterized. The record is from RefSeq and is a predicted model, not a curated record. The transcript has 7 exons. Gene Ontology annotation, cellular component: nucleus. Gene Ontology annotation, biological process: regulation of telomere maintenance. Lineage: Eukaryota; Metazoa; Arthropoda; Insecta; Diptera; Culicidae.